AUGGGAGGCGCUGGAAAUAACUAUUGGGUUGUCUUAGGCGGACCUAAACCUGGUAUUUUUCGUGAACAACCAUUCACUGCUCAACUCAAUGGUGCCCAUUACUUCCCUAUCGCCAUCCAUUGUCGGCGGGAUGAAUACGCUCAAAAAUUAAAUCAAUUUCAAACACUUUUGAAGGAUAUCAACGAAUUCACACCUCCACCUGACGCUGUGCGGCUGUUUCUUAACUCAGACAUGGCACAAGGAGUUCUUCGACGAGACCUUCAGUGCCAUGCUAUUCAGGGAUUUUAUGUCGUCAUCUAUGGAUUUACGCCAGGCAUCUACACUACAUGGGAAGACUGUCAUGGCGCCGUAUCAGGUUAUAACAAUGCAAAGUACAAGAAACUCACAACAUUUGCUGAGGCCAUGGCAUGGAUGAUCCUGAAGGGCAAGAAACUCAACGAGGAAGAACCGGUUUGCACUACGAGAGCAGCUGUCUUAAAUUCCUCUGAAUCUGGCUUCAAACCGUCCUCAACAUCACAUGGUACUGAGACUACAAGAUCAGCUGCCUUACAAGCCCGGUUAAUUUUUGACUCUAAGUCGAGCUCACAUAGGCAAUCAUCGGCCUCGCUUGGUGCUAACUUAAUGGUCACACCUAAGGCUCCUCAUACAUGGAGAACAAUGACUCCUGGAUCAGUGUCACAUGCCAUCAGUGCCUCGCCUUGCGUCCAUCAAUUCAUUCGAGAGCUUAGUGGAAUCACAGGUGCACAUUAUCAAGCCUCUCCUCAUGACGAUACUCCGCUUCCUUCUUUUGGUGACAUGGCUGACGGCUAUUUGCAAUCCCAUGGUUACACUGCUCGUGCUGUUCUUUGUAUUGCACAUGCAGUGGAAGUCUCUCAGUCUGGGGAGGAUUUUGUUCGGGAUAUCUCUGGAAGGGGUCUUUCUGUCACUGAAGCGCGAUGGCUGUGGCAGAUCAUAACUGGUGACAAUACCUUCUGA
This is a messenger RNA of Suillus plorans, 975 nucleotides long. RefSeq lists its product as uncharacterized. Lineage: Eukaryota; Fungi; Basidiomycota; Agaricomycetes; Boletales; Suillaceae. The coding region runs from base 1 to 975 and encodes 324 amino acids. The record is from RefSeq and is a predicted model, not a curated record. The transcript is spliced from 5 exons.